Messenger RNA from Dentiscutata erythropus, 1455 nucleotides. The record is from the annotation of a GenBank genome assembly. Lineage: Eukaryota; Fungi; Glomeromycota; Glomeromycetes; Diversisporales; Gigasporaceae.
AUGCAUAAAAUUUUUGCGAUUGAUGACAUAUUGACCGAAAUUUUUAAAUAUUUUGAACCUUACAAAUUGUAUCCAUGCGUUUUAGUCAACAAUCAAUGGUGCAAAACUGCGGUACGCAUUCUUUGGCAGGCUCCAUAUAUUCCUAACUGCUUUCCUCAGCCAGAUGAAAAAGCAUGGAAAUCUUUAAAACUUCUUGCUAGAACCUAUUUACUAUGUCUUACCAAGAAUAAAUACGAAUUUUUGAAGAAUGAAGGAUUGUUUUUACCAACCGCAGCUUCUACGACUCAUAAUUAUCCAUCAUUCUUGAAAGUUUUGGAUAUUUCAUUUAUUUAUAAUGUAGCAGACUCUUGGAUUAUUAGUGAAAUUGUAUCAGAAUAUCAAAAAUCAUAUUAUCAAGAAAUGUUAAGAAUGACAUUAAUUGAAAAUUUAAUUGAACAAGCAAAUAAAAUUCAGUUCAUUCAUCUUGAUGGAAAUUUAAAAGCACCAAUUUCACCGAUUCUCAAUAAAGAUACACCAAGUUUACAAGACUUAAAGGGAUUAUUUAUAUAUUCACAAAUGAAUGAACAAAUAUUUGUUAGAAACAUUCCAACAUUUACUAAACAAAUUUCAGAAAUUGCCAAAAAAGUUGAACAUAUUACUAUUCGAGAAGAUUCAUAUCGAAUUGAUCAAGAUAAGGAAAAUGAAACUAAUGCAUUGGCAGAACUCAUUGAAGCUUCAAGUAGAUUACAAUCUCUUGAAAUAAUUGGAUACAGAAAUAUUUCACAAAUAUUUAAAUCAUUACAAAAUAAAUCCAAUUCUUUAUUAAAUCUUUCAUUAAAAGGGAUUGACCUUAAUCAAUUUGACAAACCUACUAUUGAAUCUUGGUCACCAUUUAUUGAUCUAAAAAUAUUAAAAAAAUUUGUAGUCAGCAAUGAUAAAUUAUUUGGGAAAUUUAAUCAGGCUGCUGUACUCUUAAUUAUAAAAAUAAUCAAAUCCGCAAACAUAAAUCUUCAACAUUUGGAAUUAUCUAUAACCCCUUUAACUCCAUAUAAUAGAUCAGAAAUUAUUAGCACUAUCACACUAAAUUGCACAAGCCUUAUUUAUUUAAAUAUUUGUAAUUUAUCAAAUUCUGAAAUUGAAUCAAUUUUAAUUAAUUGUCGAAAACUAAAAGUGUUAAAAUUUUAUAGAAGGAAUAAUUUUUAUGAUGAUAAUUUUAUUGAAAUAGCUGAAAAUAUACCACCAUCGUUAAAUAAUUUAAAUAUUACUAUUAUGACCAAAUCUUAUUAUCCUUCUUCUAAAUCUUUUAAAUCAUUUAUUAAUAAUUUAAAGAGUAAUAAUAGGCUUAAAGUUCUUAACAUCUUUCAAGAUAAAUAUAAUAACUUGGAAGAAAGCAAACAAAUACUUAUGGAACGCGGAAUUAGACUUAUUUAUUCAACCUUAUUGGGACGUAUUAACAAAAAAUUGGAUAUUCUCUGA